AACUUGCCAAGCCGAUACAAUUAAGAGUAUCGGAAUGAGCGCUAGGCUCAUCUCGCUAGCGGCCCGUGCCGCUCGCCAGGGCAGCGCUGGGUCACUUGCGCAGCAUGCCACUUUUGCUUGUGCGCUGGGCCCACAGCAGCUGCAACCGUUCUCUUCCAAUUCAUAUGAGGAGACGCGCCAUGUCUGGCGCCCCCCGGGCAUGGAGCACUCGGUGACGCCGUCUGCGGGCGCCCGGGAGCAUGCCGGGGCUUCCGGCACGGCCACCUCCACCAGCACCUCAACCGCGGGUGGCGCCGGCGCAGCUGCCGCCACUGCCGCCCCGGCGCUGUCGGAGUCGUUCCCCGAGAUGGACGAGGUGUUUCAGGUCCUGCAGGACAUGCAGCUGCAGCCGGGCCGCAACUGCAUCGUGGGCGACGGACUGACGGUGGUGGACGUGGCGCUUAACCUGGACGGCGUGCAGGUGGCGCUGCAGAUGCAGGAGCAGCGGCCGGCGCUGAGUCCCGCCAGUGACCCGCGGGCCUACGCCAUGCUGCGGACCAUGCGGUCCGUCAUGCAGGCGCACCGCUGGCACCUGGUCACGCUGGCGGCGGCUGACUGGCGGCGGCUGGACUCGGAGCAGCGGCCGCACUACCUGGCGCACUGCAUCAACACCGCACUGGGGGGAGGAGCAGCAGGAGGCGAGCACAGCCACAGCCACAGCCACGGGGCGGGCGGCUGCGGCUCCGGCGGCUGCGGGCACAGCCACCACCAGCACGACCACGAGCACGGGCUCGAGCACGAGCAGGGGCACGGGAACCAUGCGCACGGCCAUGCGCAGGAGCAUGGGCAUGAGCACGGGGGAGGAGGCCGCGGCGGCGGUGGAGGCUGUGGUGGGGGCGGCGGCUGCGGGAGCGGCAAGAAGCAGCAGGGCCAGGAAGGGCACGGCCGCCAGCACGUGGCAGCGGAGGGCGGCGCCGGGGUGGCUGGGGGUGGCGGGUCGUGUGGUGGCGGUGGCGGGUGCGGGCACAAGCACUGAAGAGAGGUGAAGGCCGUGAUGCAGGGCGGCAGGGCACGUGGCAGCAGGGCGUGUGGCGUGUGCAGAUUUCCAGGGAAGUUUGCGUGACCCAACCCUGGGCUCUGUGGUGCAUUGCCUGCCUCUGUUGUGGGGGCGCGGUGUCCCGGGGCCUGAAGCGUGUUAAGGGGUCCGAACCGGCUGAGAGAAUGCAUGCGGCGGCCCCGUACAUUUGGCCCCAUCGCGAUCAAGC
Molecule: messenger RNA, 1244 nt
Organism: Chlamydomonas reinhardtii
Lineage: Eukaryota; Viridiplantae; Chlorophyta; Chlorophyceae; Chlamydomonadales; Chlamydomonadaceae
Exons: 5
Coding region: 35-1015 (326 amino acids)
Source: RefSeq, a predicted model, not a curated record